AUGGAAGGAGGUGAUGAUCAUCUUCACCACCACCGCGGCCGACACGUUAACUUUCCGUUUCAAUUGCUUGAGAAGAAAGAAGACGAGGUUAGUUGCUCCACCAGCUCCGCCGCGUUUCCUUCUUUAGGAAUCUCCGGCGAUGCCAUAAGCCCUAACGCAACAACUCGAUCAUCAACAACCACAACCUCUACGCUUGACAUUUCGGCGGAGCCAUCGAAGAAGCCGCCAGUGAAACGAACAUCGACAAAAGAUCGCCACACGAAGGUCGAUGGACGUGGGCGGCGCAUCCGCAUGCCCGCACUGUGUGCUGCUAGGGUUUUCCAGCUCACUCGAGAGCUUGGCCAUAAGUCCGAUGGAGAAACAAUAGAAUGGCUACUUCAACAGGCGGAGCCAUCUGUCAUCGCCGCCACGGGUACCGGUACAAUCCCGGCAAACUUCACUUCACUCAAUAUAAGUUUACGUAGUUCAGGUUCUAGCAUGUCAAUACCUUCUCAGUUAAGAUCUUCGUACUUUAAUCCCAGCUUUUCGACGCCACAACGUCGAGGAUAUUUUCCGGGCAUCGGGUUGCCAUCGGAGGGUUCGUUGGGAACUUUGUUGAAUUUUCAGGCAGCAAACCUAAACCCUAGUUCGAUGCAGGCUAAGCAAGAAAUUCGCGAAAAUUCGAUCGAUUUAACUGAGACGGAGGAGAGUAUAGGGCGAAAGCGUCGUGCGGAGCAAGAAUUACAGCAACCGCAGCAUUACCACAUGAACAAUUAUUUACUCCAGUCAAGUACAGGGGCGAUGCCGUCGAGCCAUGCUUCAGUUCCGGCCAAUUUUUGGAUGGUGGCCAAUUCAAAUAACCAAGCCAUGGGUGGUGGUGAGCCAAUAUGGACAUUUCCUUCUGUUAAUAAUAAUAAUAAUAAUGCUGCUGCUGCUGCUGCUUUAUAUAGAGGGACUAUGUCUAGUGGACUACAUUUUAUGAACUUUCCAACUCCGGUAGCGGUAUUGCCGAGUCAACAAAUAGGCACGAGUAUUGGUGGCGGCGGCGGCGGUGGCAGUAAUGGCUUGGGAGAAGGACAAUUGGCAUUGCUAGCGGGGCUGAAUUCGUAUCGGCCUGUCAGUGUCAUGUCGGAAUCUCAUGCAAGUGAACACUCGCACCACGGUGGAGAUGAUCGGCAAGACACAACGAGUCACCAUUCAUGA
Fraxinus pennsylvanica is the source of this 1182-nucleotide messenger RNA. Lineage: Eukaryota; Viridiplantae; Streptophyta; Magnoliopsida; Lamiales; Oleaceae. The record is from the annotation of a GenBank genome assembly.